AUGACAUCACCGUUGCGAGACGCCGACGUGGUCACCGACGACGAUGGGCCCAGCGUCCGCAGUUUGCAUUUCGCCGCCUCGACGAUGCUGGAUGACGUGGCCGUCUACACGCGAGCGACCGUGAAGGCGCUCUUCCAGGACGUGCGCCACGCCGACCUGCCCAACGGGUUGCACAUGGAGUACGCUGUGCAUGGCGCCGGCGACGACGCGCCGCACAAGAUCCUCCUCCUCAUGGGUCUCAUGGGCGAGAAGGAGACGUGGACGCCACUGCUCGCGACGCUCCUCGACCAGUCGACGCACCACCACGCGCAGUACCAGAUUGUGACGCUGGACAACCGCGGCGUCGGCGGCUCGAGCAAGCCAUUCGUGCGCUACACGACCGCGCUCUUGGCAGACGAUGCGCGCCUGCUUCUCGAGCACCUCGGGUGGACCAACGUCCAUGUCGUUGGCGUCAGCAUGGGCGGUAUGGUGGCGCAGGAGCUUGCGUACGCGGCGCCGCACCUCGUCCGGUCGCUCGCGCUCAUCGUGUCGUCGCCAGGUCACACGACGGGCGCGUUUCCCGGCAUUACGCAGUUUGCGACGUAUCUGACGAUGGCCAAGUUUGGCUUUGCGCGCUCGAUGCAUGACAUUGUCGACACGAUGAUGAGCACGCUGUACCCCAAGCACUACCUCGCCGAGACGGCGUCGGACGGCCGCACGAUGCACGAGAUGCUGCAUCAGUUUCACCUCGAGCUCCUCGACGGCGUCACGUUCAAUUUGGCGGGCGUGCAUGGCCAGCACGCGGCGGUCUUUGGCCACAACAUGAGUCCGGCGCGGCUCGAGGCCGUGCGCGCCCACGGGUUCCCGAUCCUCGUCGUCGGCGCUGCGCACGACUGGAUUCUGCACCCGAAGAACGCCGACUACCUCUUUAUGCACCUCGAGGGCCCGCACACGCGCAAGGUCGUCUUUGACACGUCGGGCCACUGCGUCCAAAACCAGAUGCGCCGGGAGGUGGCGGCCGCUCUCCACGACCACUUUGCGGUCGAGCCAUGA
Molecule: messenger RNA, 1032 nt
Organism: Saprolegnia parasitica CBS 223.65
Lineage: Eukaryota; Oomycota; Saprolegniomycetes; Saprolegniales; Saprolegniaceae
Exons: 2
Coding region: 1-1032 (343 amino acids)
Source: RefSeq, a predicted model, not a curated record